Molecule: messenger RNA, 534 nt
Organism: Acanthamoeba castellanii str. Neff
Lineage: Eukaryota; Discosea; Longamoebia; Acanthamoebidae
Exons: 5
Coding region: 1-534 (177 amino acids)
Biological process (GO): RNA splicing
Source: RefSeq, a predicted model, not a curated record
AUGGGAGACCGAGGGAGCGCGGCGUUCACAAAGGGGGUGGGCGGACCUCCGCUGGACGGGGAGAAGCUGGAGAUCUUCUACGAGGCCCCGCCAGGGCUGGUGAAGGAGAAGGAGGAGGAUCGGCCGGAGGACACCGUGCCCGACCUUCCCGGCAAUGAGCACGUCCGUGACUUCCUCGCCAAGGCACCCAGCAAGGGCCUCUGCAAUUCGGGCACCGUACUGGCGACCGUGAGUAACCCCAAGAGCGAAGCCGAGCGGCAAGCUCGAAUGGACCCCAUGUACCACUUGAUGCAGAGCAAGCCCGAGGAGGACUCCACCAAGAAGCCCGAAUCCAAAGGGCAGAGUCUGAAGGACUUGGCCAAGCAGCUGAUGGCGCUACAGAAGGAGAAGAAGCGCAAGAAGAGGGAGAAGAAGGAAAAGCGAAAGCGAGAGAAGGAUCGCAAGAAAGAGAAGAAGGAAAAGAAAGAGAAGAAGGAAAGACACCACCACAAGAAGAGGAGACGAAGCAGCUCGGCUCGCUCCGACUCAGACUGA